CACGAUCAGCCCUGCAAUACCGUAUUGUGGCAGUAGCCCUACUACUUGUCCUGUAUCAGUUUAUCCAGCCCUCAGGUCCACAGAGACCCGUUUCCAACGCGAUGUCACAAGCACUUGCAAGCUUGCUCCCAGAACUCGUCGGCUUCGAGCCUUGGUACGACAACUUCUGCUGGCAACCCGCGAGUAACUUCUUUCAAGCAGACGCUCCUAAUUGUCACCAGAGCCUCGAAACGUCGACUCGCAGCGCGAUGUCAGCGUCCACGGAAGUUUCUGUAGCCGCUAAACCGCGGCGCGGCGAUUCGAGCGACGAAGAACUAGCCAGGGUUGGAAAGAAGCGGCAUUCGGAGGAAAUCAUCGAGAGCCGCGCCGGAAAGAAGAAGUCCAACGGUUCCGCCGGAAUAGAUAAUGCGGUUAUUAUUCAGCACAUGCUCAACGACGCGCUUAUCGCAGCGGGGCAUUCUUUUCCGGCAGGCCAAGCUCUUCUGCCGUCGCGCGGCGCUGCAGAUAUCGCAUACGAUUUCCCGCAAGUGAAAAAGGAAGCCCUUUCCUCGCGGAGUAACGAUUUGGCUGCCCAGCGGCCCGUGCGAGCGGAAUGCUGUGACACAGCCGCUCCCAUGGCGCGGUGUCCAGAUCAGCUUGCAUCUGCUGCGCCUACUAACCGCGGAUCUCAAUGGAGCGGGAAUCUUAGCAAGGGCGAUAUCCAACCGAGAAGUAUGCGCGAGAAGAAUCGCCGACACCGCAUCCUGGCUGCGUUCAGCAAGCUUGAAGACGCCAUUCCCUCUACGUUUUGCCAGCAGAGGCGGGCGUCGUUCACCAAGAUGGACACGUGUACCUUAAUCAGCAUGGCCAUUCAAUACAUUAAAAGCCUUGAACAACGGCGGGAAAACUUGGCCAAGCUUUGUAUGAGCAAUGCGAUGCUUGACGUGCAGCCUCCGUUUCAUCGUGGCAAUUUUUUCCCGCCAAGCUAGUUGCCCUGGCCUCGGUGGAUGUGUUUGUGUAAGUGUAAAUCUUGUUAAUAAAUAUUGUGAAAGCAUUUUAGCAUGAGUCCUCAUAA
Messenger RNA from Closterium sp. NIES-67, 1054 nucleotides. NCBI's taxonomy places the organism in Eukaryota, Viridiplantae, Streptophyta, Zygnematophyceae, Desmidiales, Closteriaceae. The record is from the annotation of a GenBank genome assembly.